AUGUGUUCUAAUAGUAGCAAUUCUUCUGAAUGUCUUAAUGAUGGUCAAUGCAAUUCCGAUGACAUUUGUAUAUGUACAAGUGCCUGUUUCGUAGGAAAUUUUUGUCAAAUUGAUUAUAAUGCUGCUCGUCUACCAUUAGCUGGUGCUAUCGUUCAAGACAAUCCAUCAACAGAAGGAAUUUAUAUUCUUAUUUUUGUCUUAUUGGCAUUUAUUGGUUUUAUCAAUAAUAUUUUUGCAUUGACAACAUUGUUUCGUGAACGAAUUCGAAUUACAAUAUGGGGCGUUUAUUUAAUUGUUUUCUCUAUACUUAGUAUCAUACUUAUGAUAAUAAUUCUUUCCUAUAUAACGACCGUUGUUAGAUAUGAUAAUAGUACAUACCGACUUUUGUCUUGUCAUGCUAUACCAUUCUUAUCUCUUAUAACAAUUGAUGGAGGUAUUUUAUGUACAGUAGCAAUUGCUGUCGAACGUGCUUUUAUUGAAUGUUGGAAUUUUAAUGUUAAUGGAUCACGAUUACGUGCAUUACUUAUAUCUGGUAUGAUUAUACUCUAUACAUGUGGUUCAAAUUUAGAUGAUAUAUUUAUUCGUCGUAUUUCUAAUGAUCCAUUAGGUAAUCUAAUUUGUACCUAUGAUUUUGAUCGAUAUCCAACUUGGCGUCAUCUUGAUAUUGUUUUCUCCUAUGCACAUGUUGUCAUACCUUGUCUAGUACAUUUAAUGUGUUCCGUAUGUGUUCUUACAACAAUUGCUCGUAGAAAAAUCUUUAUUCGUAGUACAAACGAGAAACUUUAUCGAGUUUGGUUACAACAAUUAUUUAUUCAUCGAGAUUUUUUUAUUCCACCAAUAUGUAUUAUUCUUUGUACUCUUCCACAUGGUAUAUUAGGUCAUUUACUUGAAACAUGUAUACCAUAUUCAGAUAAAUUUAAACUUCGUCUUCAUAUAUCAUUUGUACUAUUACUUUAUAUUCCACAAACAUUAUCAUUUAUUUUAUAUAUCUAUCCAAAUGAAAUCUAUUGGAAAGAAUUUCAAAAGACAAUUAUUUAUCGUACAAUUUGUUGUUAUAUCUAUCAUAAACAAGAAAAGAGAAAACGAAUAUUAUACUAA
Molecule: messenger RNA, 1098 nt
Organism: Adineta steineri
Lineage: Eukaryota; Metazoa; Rotifera; Eurotatoria; Adinetida; Adinetidae
Source: the annotation of a GenBank genome assembly